AUGUGCAUUUCUCAAGAUACGAGUUUUUACUAUGUAACAAUUGCUGUCAUUAUUGCAACAUCACUGUUUUAUUGUAGGAAAUAUAUAAGAGGCACACGAUUUGAAGAGAGCGUUCGAGCGGAUGGGAAGAUCGUUGCCGUCACAGGUGCUAACUCCGGUAUUGGCCAAGCUAUAACUGCUGAGCUCAAUCGGCGUGGUGCAACCGUGUAUAUGCUGAUCCGGGAUAAACAACGAGGCGUGGAAUGUAUAAAGAGACUGGAAAAGGAGGGAUGUGAUCCAAAGAGGCUUAUUAUUCGCUAUCUGGAUUUGGCUGUUCUCAGCUCUGUGAGGGAUUUCGUGGAGGAAUUUCGCAAAGAAGUGCCUCGUCUCGACAUCCUCAUCUGCAAUGCUGGUGUCCUGUGUGUGCCAACUUUCACAAAAACUGUCGAUGGAUUCGAAAAAACGUGGCAAUGUAACUACUUAGGUCACUUUCUGCUCACACAACUUCUAUUGCCUUUAUUAUCCAAAUCAUGUGACGGACGUAUCAUUAAUAUAUCAUCAGUUCUGUAUGAAUUUGCAGAUAGCGUGAGUUUUGACGUUGUAAACGAUCCUGCUCGUUAUGGUGGCAUGAUGGCUUACAGUAGAAGCAAAUUGGCGCAGAUUAUGUACACGAAAUAUCUUGCAAAGCUUUUGGAACAAGAGAAUUCCCCCAUUACGGUUACUGUAUGCCACCCAGGAAGUGUUGAUACAAACAUCCUCAAAGAAUCCGGAUUCCAAUGGGUCCGUGUAGUAUUCAGGCCGUUAAUGUGGUUCGUGCUGAAGACGAAGGAUGAUGGUGCACAAAUGCCCCUCUUUCUAGCACUCAGUGAGAAGCUACAGAACAGUAAUGGACAAUACUUCAGGUGA
Haemonchus placei is the source of this 885-nucleotide messenger RNA. NCBI's taxonomy places the organism in Eukaryota, Metazoa, Nematoda, Chromadorea, Rhabditida, Trichostrongylidae. The record is from the annotation of a GenBank genome assembly.